AUGAACCGUUUAAUCAUCUUCACCGCAUUGUUGGUCGCCGUCGCCGUAGCCGCGCCCGUUCCCGACGAGAAGGCCGAAACCGAAGAUCUGCCCAAAUACGUUGGCGGCCCCAUCGCCAAGAUCUACAAGGAGUUGAGCGACGAGCAAAAGAAGCAGGUCGACAAGAUUCUGGAAGAAUCCGAGAAAGACAAGAAGAAGGACUUUUACAAGAAGAUCAACGCCUUCAACGACAAGUUGGACGCCAAGUUGAAGAAGGAGUUGGAUGAUGAUAAGAAGCAUUUCGAAGAGUUCAAGGACUCGAUCAAGGCCAAGUCCGCCAAGCUAGGCAAGGAAGGCAAGGCUUUGUACGAGGAGUUGAAGAAGAACUUUGAGAACGAAGAUCAGACCUUCGAAGCCGAGCAUAACAACUUGGUUAAGAUCAUCAAGGCCGCGCCAAAAGAAGCCAAAGAACAGUUCGAGAAGGCCGAGAUCCCACUGCCCAAAAUCGACGCCUAA
Messenger RNA from Bursaphelenchus okinawaensis, 495 nucleotides. The record is from the annotation of a GenBank genome assembly. Lineage: Eukaryota; Metazoa; Nematoda; Chromadorea; Rhabditida; Aphelenchoididae.